UUACUUUUCUAUCUUUCGUUUCUCUCUCUUCACAUUGCCCUUUCUUCCACCCCCGCAGCUUCUCUAUCUUCUUCUCUGUCUAGGGUCCUCGAAUCUCCCCUUUCGCUGCUUCGGGUCCUGAACAGCCCAGUGGAGGACCCAGCUAGUCAUGGAUUCGUUUAUAGUGGCAGAAUUUCAAGCCCCUUUUCUUGAAAGGUUGAGGUUUUGGUGGUAAUGUGAUGGACACAGUGGUUUAGUUAUUGAAAACCGGAUAUGGAUUCUUCUUCUUUUGAGGGAGCUGUGCUGGAUCCAUCAAAAUGUAGUAAAUUGAGUAUGGAGGAAAAGAGAGAACUUGUGUAUGAAUUAUCGAAGUGGUCAAAUGGUGCCCCUGAAAUGCUACAAUCAUGGAGUCGGCAGGAGAUUUUGCAAAUCCUAUGUGCUGAGAUGGGAAAAGAAAGGAAAUACACUGGUUUGACAAAGUUGAAAAUCAUAGAGAACCUUCUGAAAAUUGUGUCGGAAAAGAAAUCACAGGAGCAUGAGAUUGCAACAGACAUUGAACCACAUUCUUUACCUGUAACUGGCCAAAGGACCUCCAAAAGACACAGGAAAACUGAUCACCCUAAUCGACUACCCAUUGCGGCAAGCAAUGUUUACAAUGUUGAUAGUGAUUUAGGUAAUCCUGUGUACUGCAAAAAUUUGGUGUGUAGAGCUAAAUUAAGUCGAGAACAUGCAUUUUGCAAGAGGUGUUCAUGCUGCAUCUGUUGUCAGUAUGAUGAUAACAAGGACCCUAGCUUGUGGUUGACUUGCAGCUCAGACCCUCCCUAUCAAGGGGAUACAUGUGGCAUGUCAUGUCAUCUUGAAUGUGCUUUAAGGCAUGAAAGAUCAGGCAUUGCGAAGGAUGGGUGGCGUGCAGGACUUGAGGGGACCUUUUAUUGUGUAUCUUGUGGGAAAGUGAAUGAUUUGCUCGGAUGCUGGAGGAAACAACUGUUGACUGCAAAAGAUACCAGGCGAGUCGACAUAUUGUGCUAUCGUGUGUCCUUGAGCCAAAAGCUCGUUGCUGGUGCGAAAUGUUACCAAAAGCUUUAUGAAAUUGUGGAUGAAGCAGUGAAGAAGCUUGAAGCAGAUGUAGGUCCUUUAACUGGCUCACCUGUGAAGAUGGCCAGGGGUAUUGUUAAUAGGCUCUCUUCAGGACCGGAGGUGCAGAGACUCUGUGCUUUUGCUGUGGAGUCCCUAGAUUCCAUGCUUUCGGAAACUGGUUGCCAUCCUUCAUCCAAUCCUGUGAUCCAAGAUUUCAAUUUGAUUGCUCCAAACAUUAUCAGAUUUGAAGAUGUCUGCACCUCAUCUCUUACCUUGAUAUUGGGUUCUGAAGUUGCUUCAGUCAGAAAUUUUGUGGGUUAUUACUUGUGGCAUCGUAAAGUUGAUGAUAUGAGUUAUCCACCAGAACCGACUUGUACAUUGUUCGCACCAAAUACAAGGUUUACACUCUCAGGUCUAACUCCUUCUACAGAGUAUCUUUUCAAGGUUGUUUCCUUUGAUAACACUAGGGAGUUGGGGGUGUGUGAAGUUCGGUUCAAGAUGGGCAGUGACGGGGAUGGAGGCCCCAGUGCAAAGACCUUGGUAGUAGAAAGAAGUCAGAGUCCAGCAACCAACUGUAGCAGCCUAUCCAAUCCUUCUUCGGUGGAAGAUGAAAGUAACAAUGUUAUUCCCUGCAGCAAUGAGGAUGAGACCCAUGAGGACAAUUAUCUUGCUUACUGCAAAAACACUGAUAAAAUGGUUUCUGCAGAGCUAUCUAAUGACAUGAUUGACUGCAUUGGCACAGGUGAAGGAGGAAACCUAGGAGAUUCUGUGUCUGUUUUGGAUGAACUUGCUGUGCGGAAAAUCAACUUUACAUCAAAUUCUGAUGCCCUCCAGCUUGAGAACAAGCAAUCUCCGGAUGGCCAAGAGACCAGUACUGAUAAUGGGUCAAAUGCCCCUGUCCCAACUGGCAUGGAAUCUGUGCCGCUUGUGGGUGGCUCUGAAGCUGGCUUACCCAUCACUCCAUGCAAGUUGGAGAAUGUCAAGGAUGGGCUAGGAAGAAACGGAAGGCCCAAACCCAGCAGCAAGGAUGUCGAUAAUGGGUUUGGGAGGGAAGAGGAGCCCCAAGCUGGCAGCUCAUCGAAGAAGAGAAGUGGAGGAAGACGAGACGAAGAGUGUGCUGGAAAUGGUGAUAGUGAUCUUGAGUAUUAUGUGAAGGUGAUACGAUGGUUGGAGUGUGAGGGACACAUUGAGACAAGCUUUAGGCAGAAAUUCUUGACUUGGUACAGCUUGAGAGCAACCCCACAGGAGGUGAGGGUUGUGAAGGUGUUUGUGGAUACUCUUAUUGAAGAUCCUGCUUCUCUUGCUGGGCAGCUUGUUGACACGUUCUCGGAAGCUAUUUCAAGCAAGAGAUCUGUGGUACCGGCUGGGUUCUGCCUUAAGCUUUGGCAUUAACAGUUUAGCAAAGGCCCUGCAAUAUUUAUUAGUAUGGAAACCAAUAGUGUUUAAGGUUGGUCGGCCUUUGAUUCUUUGGACCCUUUCGAAAUAUUCUUCAUUUAGACUACAAUCAAUCAUUCAUAUUUAAUAGUUGGAAUUAAUUUACUGCUUUCAUGAUGUAAGAACAUUAAGCUCGAUUGUUUUCUAUUGUUAAUAGAACAGUUGGUGUCUCUCUCA
Cornus florida is the source of this 2667-nucleotide messenger RNA. RefSeq names its product VIN3-like protein 2. NCBI's taxonomy places the organism in Eukaryota, Viridiplantae, Streptophyta, Magnoliopsida, Cornales, Cornaceae. The record is from RefSeq and is a predicted model, not a curated record. Bases 253 to 2448 code for a protein of 731 amino acids. Gene Ontology annotation, molecular function: protein binding. Gene Ontology annotation, biological process: vernalization response; epigenetic regulation of gene expression. The transcript is spliced from 5 exons.